Molecule: messenger RNA, 3184 nt
Organism: Hydra vulgaris (swiftwater hydra)
Lineage: Eukaryota; Metazoa; Cnidaria; Hydrozoa; Anthoathecata; Hydridae
Product: repetitive organellar protein
Source: RefSeq, a predicted model, not a curated record
AAUGCCUUCCAAAAAGAAAUUGAUUGAGCAAAGAAAAAAGUUUGAAGCUGAAAAGAAAAAAAAUGAGGAAAUGCAAGUCAAACUUAAAAAAGAUAAGCAUGACAUCAGCAAGUUAGUAUCAGAAGUUGACAUGUUGCUUGACAAAAACAUACUAUUUGGUAACCAAAACUCAGAGUUGACAAAUGACCUUAAAGAAUUAAAGGAAAAAACUGCAAGUCUACAAAAUCAACAUGAUUUGUUGCUUAUAAACCAUAAAGAACUUCAAGAAAAUUAUGACAGCUGCUCCCUUAGGCUCAAAGAACUUCAAGAAAAAUAUGAUAUUUUACUUUCCAAAAAUAAUGAAGACACAAUUGUAAUUGAAAAUAACAAGGUGGAAAUAGAAAGUCUUCAAGCUCGCCUUUCAGUUUUAAAAUCUUCAGAGAGCAUUAUUGAAGAUUUAAAUGAAAAUGUUAAAACACUAAACUCACAGUUGGAGAAUGAAAGACAAACUCACAAGAAUGAACUUGAAAAAGUAACAGAAAGCCAUGAUAACCAAGUAGCUUUAAUAAACCAAACACAUGCAGACAAGGUAGAAGCUAUACAGAAAGACCAAGAAAAUCAUGUAGCUUUAUUAAAAGAAAAACACAAAAUAGAGGUGGAAAAAAUAGUUAGUGAAAAGAAUGAAAAUGAAAAGUUAUUAAAAGAACAUCACAAAAAAGAAGUUGAUGAGUUAACAAAAGCAAAACAAGAUCAAGAAAUAUCACUAAAGCUCGCUCAUAAAAAUGAUGUUGAAGAAUUGACAAAAGUUCUCAAGGAUACAGAAACUUCAUUAAAGAUGAUACAUAAAGAUGAAGUUGAAAGUUUAAAAAAAGAGCUUGUAGAUCAAGAAAUUUUGUUAAAAAAUGCCCAUGAAUCAGAAGUAAAUAUAUUGAAAAAAGAGCUUGUAGACCAGGAAGUUGAAUUAAAAAAUGCCCAUGAAUCAGAGGUUAAUAUAUUGAAAAAAGAGCUUGUAGACCAGGAAGGUAUAUUAAAACAUGCCCAUGAAUCAGAGAUUAAUAUAUUGAAAAAAGAGCUUGUAGACCAGGAAGGUAUAUUAAAACAUGCUCAUGAAUUAGAAGUUAAUAAAUUUAAAAAAGAACUAAAAGAUCAGGAAGUUUUUUUAAAAACAUCACACGAAAAAGAAGUCAAUAAUUUGAAGAAUGAGCUUAAAGAACUCAACACUGUAUUAGAGGAAUCAAAUGAAAAAUAUGCUGAAAACUUAAAAAAUGAACUUGAAAAUCAAGAGUUUAUGCUUCAACAAGAGCACACAAAAAAUGUAGAAAGUUUAACAAAAAAUUAUGAAGAUAAAAUCUUUCUAUUAGAAUCAAAUCUUGAGGAAUGCAAAGUGAAAAUCAAUAAUAUUAAUAAGGAAGUUGAAGUACUUAAAAAUGAUUUAAAUGAAACAAAUAAAGAAUUAUCUACAACAAAUGAUUUGCUUAAUGAUACUAGAAAUACAUUGGAUAAACAAAAUGCAAAUGUAAUAUUAUUGGAAACAGAGAGGAUUGCAUUAAAAGAAGAAAUUGUGGUUCUUCAUGGCAUUGAUGAGGAAAAAAGCAAUUUGAUUUUGAAUUUACAAGAUAAACUUUCAGAGGUUGAGAUUUUGUUGUUACAAGAAAAAGAGUUGUGCCAUAAGCAAGAAAAGCAAAUUGAGGAGUAUAAGGUUUUAGAAAAUGAAAAAGAAAUCAUUGAAGCUCAAUUAGUUGACAUUAAAGACGAACUUGAUUGUAUUAAGACUGAGUUAGGAAAAACAAUUGAGUUGUUGGAAUCAACUAAGCGUACAUCUGAUGAAAGGUACUCACAGAUUAUAGAAAUGGGACUAGAGAUAUCUAAAUUAAAUAAUGAAGUUACAGCACUUUCUAUAAGUAAAAGAGAAAAUGAAGACAUAAUUAAUGGGCUCCGUAAUCAGCUUUUAAAGGAAACAAGUCUUUUGUUAAAGGAGCAUGAUCUGCGAAUGAAGCAAGAAAAGGAGCUAGAACAAUUAGUUACAGUUAAAGAAGAAAAAAAAAACAUUGAAGAAGAAAUGUAUCACAUGAAAAAACAGUUUGAAAUGAAAAACCUAAAGUUAAAGUUGCUAAGAGACAAAAUACAAAAUACUUCAAAUCAAAAAGAGAAAGCAGAAUCGUUCUUAUUCCUUCUUCCCGAAAUGCAAAAAAAAAUUGACUUUCUUGAUAAAGAAAAGCAAAAGUUGGAAAAAAACAUCGAAGAACAAGCUCAAAAAGAAAAAGAAAAACUUGCAAUGAUUGCAUUUGAAAAACAAGAGGAGGAGGAAAAGUUAAAGUUACAAAAAGAGGACUGGGAGAAAAGAAUGCUUGGAAUUGGUAGAUGUAUUCAUAGCGAGUUUGAUAAUGUAUUAACUUUUAAAAACAGACCAAAAAGUGCACCAUCUAUUAAGCCAAAACCACCAGCUACUAGUCGUAGGUACAUGAAUGGCGUACGGAAGCACAAAGCACCAACACUAAAUCCAUCUUUUCUUCAAGCAUCUAUUGAUACAAACUGGCAAUCUAUUAACUUACCUGUACUUAAGAACAAUUUGUUUAAAGAAAGUUUUUCUUCCACUUCACAUCUUUCCACUAGGCAAUUAAAUCCAACUGAAGCAUUCCAACAAAUAAUAAGAGAUAAGAAUAUUGUUCAACCAAGGAUAUUAAUGCUAGAAAAUGAUGAAGUGACUUCUGGAAAAAGGUUGUUAGCUGUUGGUGACAAAGUUUAUGCUAAAUUAAAAUGCAACUGUUCUUUACAUAAUGGUUUUGAAGAACAUAUUGGAACUGUGGCGUUUAUUGGGUUUGUUGAUGGUAACGACGUGGAUGUUUAUGUUGGGUUAGUAAUGGACGAUGAUGUUGGUAAUACUGAUGGAAAAAUAAAUGGCAAAAGAUAUUUUCGUUGCGAAGCGCAGAAAGGAAGAUUUGUUCGCUUCAACGAUAUCCGAAAGUAUUACGAUAUUUCUUAUGUGGAACCAGUUUUUCCAAAUACAAGUUGAAGUUUAACUCAAGAUUUGUGAACAUUUAAUAAUGCUAAUGCAGUUUAACUCAAGAUUUGUGAACAUUUAAUAAUGCUAAUGCAGUUUUGAAAAAAAAAAAGCUAAAGUUUUGAAAAAAAAUCUAAAUUUUAGAAAUCUCUUUUAUAAUUCAUAUAUGAAGUUUAUUGACAUCAGCAAAAGUUGCACUCUUUG